Pelobates cultripes (western spadefoot toad) is the source of this 23709-nucleotide messenger RNA. NCBI's taxonomy places the organism in Eukaryota, Metazoa, Chordata, Amphibia, Anura, Pelobatidae. The record is from the annotation of a GenBank genome assembly.
CUCUGUAUGGGAGAGCACGUGCGUCUGUUUCCGGUGCUCCCCGUUUGGUGUCCGGGUGCCGCAGCAGCGCGAACUAUUGGUUCCGUUUGGUGCUCUAUGUACUGAGCGGGAUGCUCAGCAGCGCAACCAGAAGCGGUGACAGGAGUGUGGGAGCUUUCUUCAGGAGGGGGCCCGGUGUCAGGUUAGCAGCGGGUGAGGAGAGUAGAGGGGAUUGGGAGGUAGAGGGAGGCCAUUUAAACAACAUGCAGGUUACACAGGCCUCAUCUGCAGGUGUCAGCCUGUCUCCAGUCAUAAUGCUGGGGUAGGCUGCCAGGGGGACAAACCAUGGGGAUAAAUCUCAUUAUCUGCUAUUAUCACACUCAGCUUUUAUCAGGGCUUGGUUCCUGUCUGCCAACAAUGGGAGGCUUUUGGCCUUUCUGCUGUUGCGGACUAUAAUUCCCAUCAGCCAGUUUAGCUUAAUCUUAAUGGGACCAGUAGUCCAUCCAGCUGAGCUCAGGAGUUAAAAUGUCUACCAUAACUGGUUAAUACACUUAUUUUAAUACGUUUUUGUACUUUUGAAAGUACUGAUUUUCUAUGUGUUGUAUUUUUUUUUUUACAAAAAAUAUCUGACCCACAUAUAUUCCUGGAAUCCAAACUAACUUUUAAUUACUUGUAACACCAACAUUGUCCUGUGUAGGUAUUGCGUAAUUUGGUCACACCCCUUGUCCCCAUGAGUGUUAGCAAUUUUGAAAACAAUGGGUGCUUAUUACAGUUUAGGUAGUUUUCAAAGUAAAUUGCAACAUUAUUGCAGAAUUUGAAAAAAAACAAAAACUUAUUUCCAGUUAGGUAAAAUGUGAUUUUGAAACAUUUUUGUUUUAUUUUUACAGGUGUAAAAUGAUGAAGAACUGGGGUCUAAUUGGUGGCAUUGCUGCAGCAUUAGCAGCUGGGAUAUAUGUCCUGUGGGGUCCAAUCACAGACAGAAAGAAACGAAAAAAAGGUGGGAAAAACAGAUCAGGUUGAUUUAAGCUUUGUAAACUGGGGUCAAAUUUAUACUGAUGUCAGUACUGACAAAGAUGCCACUGGAUACCUUUUUGAACAAUCCACCUGCUUGGAUAUUGUCACCUUUAAAUACAGAUUGUUUGUGAUAUAAUGUAGUUUAGAUUUAAUGUAAUUGAUUAAAAAAAAUUAUUUCAGAGACAUUUGCAUACAUUAGUAUGGUUUAAAUAAAAGCUGUAAGGAUAGAUUUAAAAAAUGCUGAAUCUGAUCUGUCAAACUCCUUUUUUAUUUAGCUUAUAAAAUUCCUCUGAUGUCUCCAUUAUUUACUAUCGACAUAAUUUAACCCUCCCUAAGCUAAACAGAUUUCUGCUGUGUUCAAAAGAAUCUUAUUGCUGCAGAGGGAUUAGUUUGAAAAUAACUCUACUACAUUCCAACAGAACAGGCAAAUCUCCCUACUAAAAGAAAAACAGAUUUAAGUAAAAACUCCACUAAGCUGCAAUGCAGGUCAUGACAGCUAAUGGAAGCUUCUGGCUUUCUGUCAGCAAUAUUGGAGGCAAGUCUGGCCCCAGGUAAAUGGUAAGGAGUAAAUGGAAACCGGUUUGACUCUUUACACUACGGGGUGUCAGGGCACCAGGGUUGUGGAGUUGGAAGCAAUUUUGGGUCACUGGAGUCUGAGUUGAUGGUAGCAUGAAUUGAGGAGUUCGAAGGUAUUCAGUUCUGGUUUCACAGCUGUGCAGGGUACUGCUGACACCAUAACCACUACAGCACUCCUGAUGCUGGUAUGGUGUUUGUUGUAUUUCUUUAACAGAAGUUACACUACCCAGUGGUGUUGUUUGAUAUGGAUUUCUAUAGAGUAUGAUAUUUCUCUACUGUUUUUGUACUUACAUACAGUGUGAAACUUGGUUACUAGAGACUGUUGCUGUAAGGAAAGAAAAGACCUGUGAGUUAUGUGAGAAGGCUUAGAAUUAUGGGUUCAAUUUAGUUAUGGCUACAAUAUCCCUGUUUUUUUUUUUUUGUCAGGGAAUUGUAUCACAAGAACUUCUUUUUUUUUUUAAAUUUUUUUAUUCUUUAUUUUUGUAGUGCAGAAACAUACACACUUUUUAGUCAUGCCCCAACAGCCAAUGACAAUAGAUGCACAAUACAUAGCUUACAUGUAGUAGGGCAAUGAGUACUAACUAAAUUCUAUUGUAAUUUGGUGGCAUGUUAAUAGCAUAUAAAACAGCUGAUUAGUCACACAUUCAGUUUAAAUUGUUGUUACGUGUUUAUUUUCAUUUAUUCUUAGUUGUUGAAUGUAAUUUUACAUACUGACUAUGAAUGUAAUUUUAUUUAGAGUGGGGAAAGAGUAGCACUAGUUACAGAGAAACCACAUUCCCAUAAAGCCCUUCAGCUUGCUGUUGUGUUAUAUUUGAUAAAAGUACUAAUUUCAAGAACAAUCUGCACUUUUAUAAUUCCCAUCCAGGUAGUUUUCCUGUCUCAUUCACUUUGAACUGUAGUUUCAUUUUGUUUCCUGGAGAAGCUUGUGUGUGUGUGUGUGUCAAUGCUUCUCCAUGGAGACGCAUCUAAUUCCAGACAGCUAAUCAGAAAUGAUGAGUUCACUGUAAGCGGAUUGGAGCUGCAGCAUGGAGACUCUCCUAACACUGCAUUACAAGCAAGUUUGUGAUUUUUAAAGGGACGAUAUAGGCACCCAGACCACUUCAGCUCAUUGAAGUGGUCUGGGUGCAUAUUCCCAGGUCCCCUAACCCUACAAAGGUAUUUAUUGCAGUUUCUACCAGAUAGCCACAAGAGGGACUUACUGUAUGUAUCAUUAGGCAACAUUUUGUCGUCUAAUUGAAGUUGGACAUCCUAAUGCUAUGCAUGAGGACAUCCAGCAUCACCCUAAACAAUAAGCAUUGUAUAAUGCUUUCCUAUGGGGGAAGUACUAAUGUGGGUGAAGCGGAGCCCAAGCCAGCACCAAGGGACAUUGGUGAUGGACUCAGGUAAAUGACAGAAGGGGUUUUAAAAUCCUUUUGCACCACGUGGGUAGGCUUGAGGGGCAUUAUAGUGAGCUAUAGUGCCAGGAAAACAACCUUCUUUUCCUAAUACUAUAGUUUCCCUUUAAGCCUUCACAUUCUGAAAUGGGAGGGAGUCCCAGUGAUCUACACACAAAUAGGCAGCUUCAAUUUUGGGAAAAUAUAUAUAUAUUAUUUUUAAUCAGAUUAUUACAUUAACCACACACACAUUACUGUAUUACCAUGAAUAUAAUAGAUAAUAUAAAUAUCUUGACAAAAAAAAAACGUUAGCCAAUUUUGAUCAAAUUAACUAUUUAAAUGUUUUAUAAUACUAGUUUCAGGCAUUAAAUUUUUUUUAUUUUUUUUAUGUUGUGCAUGUUAAAGCAUACUAAUGAGUAGGUAGCUGUAAGAUUUAGCCUGUAAUUUUUAACCUGUAACCAUUGCUCCAUAUACUGUAGUGGACACCAUUAACUAGUAUUUGGCACAUGUUCUCUGUGGCAGAAGAUUGGAACGGCAUGACUUGUGGUGUGCAUGCUUAUAUGCAUAGGAUACAUUUACGGUAUUACCUGGAAGUAGUUGCGAGGCAGACAAAUAAAAUCACAAGCAAUCUAUAAGAAAUUUAGCUAACAUGCAAAUUGGGUGUUUGUCAAGUCUACACUGCCAACUAUUAUGGAAAUGAUUUCCCAGAGCUGAUGAAUGCACAUGAGUAGUGAUGCUUGUGUCGUAACGAUGCAAUAUUUAAAACCAUUGUUUGCUUGUCUGUUAAUUUAAUCCCAUUUUAUUCAUUUAGGGCUAGUGCCAGGCUUGCUAAAUUUGGGAAACACCUGUUUUAUGAAUUCUCUGCUCCAAGGCUUGUCAGCCUGUCCGUCAUUUAUUAAGUGGCUGGAGGAAUUUACAUCAAAAUACCGAACAGAAAUGGGCCGAAUAGAGCAUCGCUACCUCUCUGUUACACUGCUGCAACUGCUGAAAGGUAAAAAACAGUGAUGUAUUACUUGCAGAUUGUAUCAUUAUAUGGUUAUUUUGUUUGUAAACAAAACCUGAAAGCAUUGUGACAGAGGGCUCCUUUCACUGAGGCAGUGGUGCAGUUUCUGAAUUUGAUCCCUGUGAACAGGACAGUGGUUUUGGUAAACUCUGAUAUGUUGAAAGAGAAAUGAGUAAAUCCAUAGCCACAUAACUCCUGUUACAGUGGGGGCUAUUGAUCAAAUCCUGCCACUCCAAAUAAUGUUUCAGUUAAUGGAAAAUAUGCACCUUACAGGGUUAUUCACCAUAGUGAAAAUUGUUGGGAAUUCAAAGAUAAUUUCAAAUUUAAGCCUCAGCUACUGCUGGAAACAUGAUAAAUUGUGUGUAAUAUAUAUAUAUAUAUAUAUAUAUAUAUAUAUAUAUAUAUAUAUAUAUAUAUAUAUAUAUAUAUAUAUAUAUAUAUAUAUAUAUAUAUAUCUCUAUAUCUAUCUAUAUCUCUAUCACCCAGGUGCAGCAAUACAAAUUGAAAUAAAGGUAAUUACUUCCCUUAUACUUUAGGUCGUAACAAAGGACUCCUCAAAAUCCUCAAAUACAAAUGUAAAAUACAAGAUACACCUAAAAAAACAGAGGCAAAAAGAGAUUCAUAGGGCAACACCAUAUAAUGAAAAAUGGCCCCCCAAUAAUAGUGAUGCACUCACAAGAUUUACGGAUUUUUCAAGCCCAUCAAUAUCUCUUUAAGUAUUCAGUUGUAGAGAUUCUCAAUAUCCAGGGAUGCAUGCCAAGAGAGGAAAAACAGGACAUAGUACAGCAAUGUUUAAAAUGUAUAAAGACACACUUUAAUUGAAUACACUUACAGGAAGUAAAAAAUGGAAAUGCUCAUCAAUAAAUCUCUGUAUCCCUCUAUUCCAGGUGAUAAAAAGGUGAGGUAAAAAACAGAAAUAAAAGCUCUCAACGUGUUUCGUCUACUUCAAAUGUAGACUUCCUCUGGAGCAAACAAAUUUAAAAAAUCAAAUACAGCAGCAAUAAAUCAAAUCAAGAAUUACAAUCUAUCACACAUCGACAAUUGCUUUUAAAUGUCCCUCUCGUCGAAUUUCCGUUUGUUUCGCCAAUCAAUUACGCUGGAAUCAUCUGUCUUCAGUUGUUCAUUAGUAUAUGUCCAUAUAUGGACUUCCGUUCCAUCUUCGUGGAACGCAUAUGCGUUCCACCUAUCGUCGGCCCUAGAAGACAUCAUCAAUAUGCGUGUGGAACGCAUAUGGGUUCCAUUUCUCCGGUUUCGUCGGUCGGCAUAAAAAACUAGAUGUAUUAAAAUCAAGCUACAUAGUAGAUAUUGCACUAAUUAUUUAGAUAACUCAUGUUAUAAUCAUAUUAAAGAUGGAAACAGUCAAUAUACUAAAAAUGGACAUAAUCAACAUAAAUAAACAUAUAGAUAAACAUAAUAUCUUCUUUAAACACUUUUAACAGAAAGGGAGUGAUUUCUGGAAAUUUAGUGAAUGAAGUCAUAGUUACAGCCCACAAUUAAAUCCAAAUCAAUAUAUUAAAAAAAAAAAUAAUAAUAAUAAAAUGAAAUAUGAAAUAAAAUAAAUAUAAAAAAAUAAAAUAAAGAUAAUAUAAAAAAUAAUAAUAAUGAGAAUAAAAAUGAAACAAAACAAAUAUGAAAAAUAAAUAUAAAUAUAAAAAUACAAAUAAAAAAAAUAAUGAAAAUAAAAUAAUAAAUAAAAGUAAAAGUAAAAAAAAAAAAUAUAUAUAUAUAUAUUUAUAUUAAUUUAAAGAAAACAAAUUAAAUAAAAAUCCACAUUCAACCGAAAAGGUUGAAGGGUUUUUAGUUUAUGUAUCCAGAAUCCUUCCCUUUGUCUAAGUUUCAUAACAAUGUCACCUCCCCUUACACCCAGUGAUAUUUGUUCAAUCACAACCCACGAAAAAUUAUGGGAAUCAAAAAGUGGACACCUAUUGCAAUGAACCGGAACAGAAUGAUUUAACAUCCCUUUAUUAAUGUUGUUCUUAUGUUCCAAGAAACGAGUCUUGGCUUUUCUCACUGUCCUCCCAACAUACUGUGCACCACACCCCCAUGUGAGUAGGUACACAACGUGUGGUGGAACAAGUGAUUCAUCCCUGAAUUUGAAAUUUCUCUUUAGUAAUAAAACUAGAAAAGGAAUACAUAUGGGACGGCUGUCCCCUACAUGCUUUACAUAUUCCACAAGUGUGGAAUCCCUUUAAGUUAUUAGUUUUAGUUUGUCUUCUUCUGAAAAAGACUUGGUGCAAGAAAACUAGAGAUUUCUUCCUUUUCUAUAAAUUAUUUUGGGAUGUUCUGGAAGUUGAGGGCCUAUAUAUAUUCAUCAUAUUUAAGUAUGUUCCAGUGUUUUCUAAAUAUUUUGUUUAUAGCGAAGGUUUUCGAAUUAUAUUGAGUUUUAAAUGAGAAUUCAAAUGAUCUAUCUGAAUUGGUGGUUCUAACUUUAUCCACUAAGAGAGCUCCUCUUUUGAUUUUUCCUAUUCUUUUGACCUCAAUAUCUAAUGAUUCUCUUUCAUAUCCCUUCUCUACAAAUGUUUUAGUUAAACUUUCGGUUUGUUCUACAUAAGUAUUUAUAUUGGAACAGUUUUGUCUAAGUCGGGUGUAUUGGCUUUUAGGGACUCCUGCUAGCCAUUUAGGAUGAUGGCCACUCUUUGAUCCAAUAAAACUAUUGGUAUCGGUGGGUUUGAAGUAUGUUUUAGCUAGGAUUUGAGAAUCUUCAAUAAAAAAGGUCAGAUCUAAAAAAUCAAUAGAGAUGGAACUAAAAACUGGAGUAAAAAUUAAGGAGAGGGUAUUGUCAUUAAGAUACCGGAAGAAGUCUAGUAGUUGUUCUUCAGACCCCUUCCAUAUAACAAGGAUGUCGUCUAUAUAACGACGCCAGAGCACCAGGUUUGCCGCAUGCGGAUUAUUAUUCCAAAUGAAUUUACGUUCUCAAUAAUCCAUGAAGAUAUUGGCAUAACUGUUGGAAACAUGGUAUGCUGGGACAUAGCACACUGUGAUGGAAGCAGGGAGUGGAAAGCAACCACUCUCACAUUAGGCAGGAAACCCUAUAUGAUGCAAUCUUCAUUCUCACCAAUUACUACAGCACUUCAUCGGGAAGCUAGUUUAUCUCACUGCAUACAGAGCGAUCGAACUGCCGUUCAUAUAGCAGGUGCGGAAAGCGGCACCCCCAUUAGGGGCCAUUUAAUUUUUUUAUUUUUUUUUUUAUAUUUAAAUAACGGAUUAACCAAGUAAUAGAUUGGUGUUACCAGGGAAGAAACGUACACACUGACUGAAGUUUCACAACUAAGGCUCUAUUCCCUAGCCUGCACCCCACACAUGAUGUUUAAUAUUAUGUACAUAAUCUGCAAUAAUAGAAUUGGAGUCAUAUAUUUGUUCUAACCAACAGUACGAUAUUUAUGGAACCGUAUACGUGAUUAAAGCCUGUACCAUGUGGAUAAUGAAAAUGAAAAAAGUAAAUAACAACAAACUAAACAAAAAAAAAAAAAUUCUAAUUAUUCGUCUAUUUCAGCUGUUUUGGCCUAAAUGUGAAAUUUACUUUUUAUUCCCAACAAUGCUCACUUUAGUGAAUAGUCCCUUUGUUUACUAUGAACAAAACACAGAUUCACAAGCACAAGAGUAAAUACACAUCUUACCUGAAUAUUAAACACCAUACCUGGAAAGAAAGAAACAUGUUCUGCAAUAGAAUUCUAUGGUAUUUCAUUAUUCAAACAGGUUAAAUAAUCACAGAGUAGCAUUUUCCAUUUAAAACUCUGCAGUGCACCCGAGUUAGCUCAGAUCCUAAUCAGCUGUUUGUAGACCCUUAAUUCUAAAGUUUGAUCCAUUGUAGUAGAGAAUUAGUUUAGCACUUUUUUUUUUUUUUUUUAGUCAUUUCUUGUUGUUAACUCUCCCCUGAACCUAUUCUAAAACAUCCAAUAGAAGAGGAUUUCAAUUCGGGAUGUAUUUCAAUUUGUUGACGUACUUGCUUUUUUAAUAUUAAUAGUGGAACUUUUUAAGCACAAUAAAUUUGUGUGUUUUUCCCUUUGACUUGCAUAAAUAAAAGUCUGUUUGUAGAAUACAGUACUGAUGAGGAUAUUUGUACAUAUGCACAUUUGGAUGGAACUGCAUGUAGCAUAUUAUUCUUUUUCUUUCUUCUAAUUAUUUAUUUGAUAGCUGGAUGUAAACCAUGAAAUAUUUGAAUGUUUGACACUGUAAGAUUCCAUUUAUGUGUCUGAUUUUAACUGGCUUCCUUCUUUAGCACUGUCUAGUCAGGAGGCUGCAGAUGAUGAUGAUACAUUGGAUGCUAGCUCCCUCUUGGAAGUCUUACGAAUGUAUAGGUGGCAGAUCUCUUCUUUUGAAGAACAGGUUAGUAAUGUACCUUUUCUGCAUUCCUUUCCACACAGCAGUUCGAAAUCCGGUCUGUGAUCCUGUCAACAAAUCAUUUAGAUGCAAUUGCUUUUACACAGGAAACCCCCAAUACAUAUCUAUGUCUCUGUUAGUGGUACAAAUUAGUUAUUACCACAUUCACAAGGUUGUGUUCUACGCAGCUUGCUGUGUUUUUGUCUUUAAAUAGACCAUUUAGGGGUGUGUGUGUGUUAAUCAUCUUAAAGGUAUACUAGCAAAUGUAGAGAAAAUAUAUAUUAUCUGAAGUAUACUUUUACAAAUGUCCAAUUGGCAGUCAUAACAAAUGGGUAUUUGCCCUUCCCUGACUCACAGGACAAAUAGCAUUAAAAAGGUUAAACAACAAAAUGCAGUCCCCAACCCCCACUCCCUUCCUAUCCUUCACUAUAAAUUCCCCAGUUUUUUUUUUCUGCUUUUUUUCCCCCACUUCAGUUUAACACUUUACUGAAGUUAUAACGUGUCUACACAGCUCUUUAAGUGGGAAUAUAAAUUCCCACAGACAGCAAUGCAAUGUCAGCAGGGUUAAAUCCCUCCUCACACCAGGAGACCCAGGUAUCCAUGGAUACCCUCUGUCAGCUGUGGCCAUUUUUUUUUUUUUUUAGUGGUCACGGACUGACCAAUGAGCUGUACGCAGUGCUGAAUGUCAGCUCUGCAUACAGCCCUUCAUCCAUCGAGUACACCGCAGCUGAGCGAUUGCGCUCAGCUGUGGUGUUUCUAAGGCUACAGACUGCUGAAUGGUAUACCUGCAUGUCCUCAAUCAGAUUGUGAUCAGAGUAAUCAGCUGGGAACGGAUGCGUCAAUCACUUUCAUUUUCUUUCUAUUUUUGUAUGAAAUAGGCUGUUGCCACUACAAUGGUACACCAAUCAUAUUUAAGUGGUCCUUUUAAAGAAAAUUUUUAUUUAUUUAUUACAGUUUUCCAUUACUGUCUUAGUCUGUAGUGUGCAUGGAAAAAAAGGGGAUUGCGGGAACAUCCAGAACAUGCAUUUCUCAGUAGUGGUGCUGCCGUAAAGACCAAUAUAAAAUAUGACCUGGUAGCAAUAACUCGCUAGUCUUUUGUGACCAUGAGCAGCCACUGGACUGAUGAGGCAAGAUUGAGCUUUAAAAUCUCCCUUAUACUAAUAUGGUGAUGAAAUAAAUAAAACACAUAGGCUUUUAUUUGUAAAUUCAACCCGUCGGUGGAUUGGGGGACAAUAGUGGCUGGGUGUUUUGCAAAUUGGAAAUGAGACAGAGGUUAAAAGUAGGAGACUUUCCAAAUUUUGUUUGAAGUAAAAUUAUGCAAACAAAAUUCAAAACCAAAUAAUAGAUGCAAUUCAUUUUUGCAAAAACAUUUUUUUAUUUUCUGAUGAAUUGAUUUGGACAAAACAUUUUUUGUCUGUGUACAAGUGUAUUCACUAUAUGAAGUUGUCUUCCUGUGUCGUGGCUUGUUAUAUCCCAUUUAUGAUGACUUUUGCAUGCCUGUGUGGAAAAACUAAAUUUUACUUACAGUAAAUGUAAUUUUCCAUAAUCCAAGCAGUAAUCAUGAUUUCUCUCCCUCUUCUUCUAUGGAUCAAAAAAUAAAAUGUAACAUUCAUGUUGUUAGCCUUUGUAAGGCUAGGAUGGAUUGGGACUGCAUUUUGUUUUUUAAACGGGCAACCACUCAUUUGUAAUGAAUUCAUCUUGAACUAUGAAAAAUUACAUUUAUGGUAAGUAAAAUAUAGUUUUUGUUUUUUAUUUAUUUUUUGGCAAGUGUUGUGCUGUCUGACAUAGAGGGAUAAAAACAGUAUAGUUGUUUAUGAAAUUAGCAGAGAUUUGUGAUCUGCAUUUGGGAACUGCAAAAUCCCGUUAAUGAAAUACUUGAGGGUGAAUACAUUGUUCCCAUGGUAAUUUAGUACGGUUUUACAACAUACCAUGAAACCCCAGGUGCAGAUGCCACAUCCAGUCUUUUCCUGCCAGAGAAGAUGGAUAUCUCUAUAGAACAAAGCAAGGCCGUGCUAGGACUUACAGUACCAUCACAGAAAAAUUUGAGGUCUAGCUUCCUGCUCUUGGAAAAGACAAAUCAACAGAGCUUUCUGAACCUCUUAUUUGUACCUAUGCAGGAUGCUCAUGAACUGUUCCAUGUGCUAACAUCAUCACUAGAAGAUGAGAGAGACCGUGAACCUCAAGUAGUUAAUCUGUUUGAUGUCCAAUCUCUUGAGGUAAGCGUAAGUGUGUUUUUUAUGUGUUUGCUCACCAAUAUUCAUUUAUAAAGAAGAAACAACCUCAAAACAACAAAUACACAGACACAGAUAAAUAUGUUGGUUUAUGACUGUGUCUAUUUUAAAAGAUCAUUUUUAUGAAUAUGGCUUUUUACAUAAGAAAUGGUAGAAAUACAUUAUAUGGUCUAAAUGUUUGGGAAGAUCAGAUAUUAUUUGAAUUACAAAGCAUAUAAAUUUCACGUUGGAAAGCUGUAUUGGUCCAGCCACCACAUUGUACAAUCACCUAAUCUUACUAAGGAACCAGUUUCCUGUCUGCCCAGCUUCCAGUCUGCUCAGCCCUUUGUAGUAGGUUUAAUACCAUGGUCAACUCACGGUGGCAUCACUUCACCUUCGUGGAGACCCAUUUUGUUAUAAUUUUUCCAGAUUGUCUGCUCUCCCUAACAAUGAGGCCCAUACUGUAGAGGACACUGUUGUUCAUUCAAACUUUCACUCCUUGUGAGUAGAUGAUGCCCGUCACUUUAAUAUGACCCCCAUUCCAUAUGUUUUAUGUAACAUUGUGACAUCACAUCAUCUUUGGCAGACCUAAAUAAACCCUUGGGAAAAAUGGAAGGCAGGAGUGCGGCAACACAGCAGCAUCCCAGCAGGGCCUCUCUAAUUACUGGACCAGUGAUUUAUAUAGGGAGACAGCAGGCAUUUUCCUAUUUAUUGGGCACAACCUUUCGUCUCACUAUUUCCUACAUAUCUGUUCAUCUGUAAAUUUUUACCUUUGUGUAAAAUGUUAUCUGCCUUCUUGGAUAGCUGUAUAAAUCGCCAGUAUACCUUCCCUGCUGAGUGCUGAGGUUUUAUUUCUUUUACACAAACCUACUAUUCAGACAGGCGACAGACAUAGAAUUGACAGGUACUUGGAUUGAAGCUUGGAAGGUCACCCAGUUGCUAAGCCCCCUCAAGCUUUUAUAAAAACACUUAUUGUGUUGAAAUGUUGCUUGCCUCUUUGGGUAACUGAAUAAACCAUCAAUACCUUCCUUGCCGAGUGCUGAGGUUUCAUUUCUUUUAUAUAUUUGGGAAUCCAUCGGAACAAGGAUUUUACCUGCAGCACAGGCACCAAAAAUGUAAGCUUUCCACUGCAAUGCCCCACACACAUGUGUUGUUUCUUUAGUAUGUGUGUGUGUGCAUUGGACAAUGUAAUGAACAGAGUUGCUUUACCAUUUUUGUUCAGUAUUUACAGAUGAGAGUGAAGGAAAUGGUCCUCAGUUAGGAAAAUGGACAAAUGAGUAAUUUGUUACAUGUGAGUUUACAGUGGAAGAGGUUCUAUCUCAACUGUCAGAAGUAAAGACAAAUAAGUUGAUGGGGCCUGAUGGAAUACACCCAAGUUAUUAAAAAAGUUUAGUGGUGUACUACCAAAACCAUUAACAGAUUUAUUUAACCAAUCAUUGUUAAAAGGAGUAGUCCCAGAAGAUUGGAGGUUAGCGAAUGUUGUGCCCAUUCACAAGAAAGGUAGUAGGGAGGAGUCAGGCAACUAUAGGCCAGUAAGCCUUACUUCAGUAGUGGGGAAAGUAAUGAAAACCAUGUUAAAGGAUAGGAUUGUUGAACAUCUAAAAUCACAGGGAUUUCAAGAUCAGAGACAACAUGGGUUUACAUCAGGGAGAUCAUGCCAAACUAAUCUCGUUGAUUUUUUUUUUUUGAUUCAGUAACUAUAAAAAAGAUCAGGGUGGUACAGUAGACAUCUCUAACCUAGAUUUCAGUAAGUCUUUUGACACUGUUACACAUAGAAGGCUUAUUAAUAAACUGCAAUCUUUAAGUUUGAAUUACAAUAUUGUUGAAUGGGUAAGGCAGUGGCUGAGUGACAGUCAACAGAGGGUUGUAGUCAAUGUAGUAUAGUCGAAGUAUGGGCACCAGUGGGGUACCUCAGGGAUCUGUACUUGGACCCAUUCUCUUUAAUAUUUUUAUUAGUGAUAUUGCAGAAGGUCCUGAUGGUAAGGUAUGUCUUUUUGCUGAUGAUACUAAGAUAUGUUACAGGGUUGAUGUUCCAAGAGGGAAAAGCCAAAUGGCAAAUGAUUUAGGUAAACUAGAAAAAUGGUCAGAGUUGUGGCAACUGACAUUUAAUGUGGAUAAGUGCAAGAUAAUGCAUCUUGGACGUAAAAACCCAAGGGCAGAGUACAGGAUAUUUGAUAUCCUGCUAACCUCAACAUCUGAGGAAAGGGAUUUAGGGGUAAUCAUUUCAGAUGACUUAAAAGUAGGCAGACAAUGUAAUAGAGCAGCAGGAAAUGCUAGUAGAAUGCUUGGUUGUAUAGGGAGAGAUAUUAGCUGUAGAAUGAGGGAAGUGCUCAUGCCAUUGUACAGAACACUGGUGAGACCUCACCUGGAGUAUUGUACGGAGUACUGGAGACCGUAUCUCCAGAAGGAUAUUAAUACUUUAGAGAGAAUUCAGAGAAGGGCUACUAAACUGGUUCAUGGAUUGCCGGAUAAAACUUGAAAGGGUAAAGGAUCUUAACUUGUAUAGCUUGGAGGAAAGACGAGACUGGGGAUAUGAUAGAAACAUUUAAAUACAUAAAGGGAAUCAACACAGUAAAGAAGGAGACUAUAUUUAAAAGAAGAAAAACUACCACAACAAGACCUAGUCUUAAAUUAUAGGGGCAAAGGUUUAAAAAUAUCAACCUUCCAGCGGAAAUGGUAGAGGUUAACACAGUGAAUGAGUUUAAGCAUGCGUGGGAUAAGCAUAAGGCUAUCCUAACUAUAAGAUAAGGCCAGGGACUAAUGAAAGUAUUUAGAAAAUUGGGCAGACUAGAUGGGCUGACUGGUUCUUAUCUGCUGUCACAUUCUAUUUUUCUAUGAUAACAUAUCCACAAACUCAGUCCAGUGAUUUACCCUGAUGUUCACCUGAGGAACGUCUAUGCUGAAUUCACGUCUUGGGGAAACAUCUUUAAGUAUUCCAUGCAAUGAUUGUCCUUCUUUGUCGGCAUCUUUAUGUGUCCUAUUUUUUCGCAUAACUGUAUUAUCAGCAUGCUUGACAUUUUCUUAAUAUUUAUCCAUAAGUGUUUGAUUUAUUAACCAUUUUGCUGCCUGCUAUUGUAAAUCUUUAUGUUCCAUACUGUUUGGUGCACUUUCUUUUUAAAGGUACUUCCACAGAAUUCUGAAGGAAAGAUCCAUUGCCGAACACAAGGUAGAUAGUUUUUCUUGUUGCCUCUUUUAUGCUCAUUUAAUUUCCUGGUAAAUGUAAAAUAUUUUUUAUAAAGUUGCAUGUGCUCUCACACAGUACAUCUAGAUUCACAAAAGAGAAAAUACUAUCUGGAAUUGGAUGUAAAAUUUUGUACAUCUACAAAAGAUUAAAUAUUUAAACUAUGAAUACUCUUAUUAUGCACAUCUCUCUUGUUAAGGAAUUCUUCGUCCCAUUCCAAAUCACUGGAAAUCUCAGCAUCCCUUUCAUGGAAGACUCACGAGUACCAUGAUCUGCAAGCGCUGCCAGAACCAGGUAAGCCAGAAUCCUGUACAUUGUGAUGGAGAAAUUAUGAAUGGUUUCCACAGACUCAUUAUUAUAGUAAUUCAUUUUAAAGGAACACUCUAAUGUUAGGGAUGCAAGCAUGUAUCCUGUUUGUGUUACACUAUCUGUUUACAUUACUGGGUGCCAGCUGUAUCACUAAAGGAAAGAGUUUAACUUAUUUCACCCCAGUGUGCCGUGUAGCCCUGGCUCCUCUGCCUGAGAUCAUUAUUACUGAAGAUUUCAGCCAAUCCAAUGUUACACCAUGGGUAAGGGGGGGAGCUACUAUUCAUGCACAGCAAUCGCCACAUUGUGCCAGUCUUUUCUAAGAAAAGGCAGUGUUUGCACCGCUAACACUGCAAGGACAGUUUAAUUGCCCCAGAACCAGUGCUCGUGUUGUGUAGUAGUUGUGUAUAUAUUGACAAGUUUAAAAAGGUAAUAAACACCCAUUUUCUUUCAGAGUCCUAUGAGAUAUGAUACAUUUGACAGUCUUUCUUUAAGCAUUCCUGCUACAACGUGGGUAAGUGAAAUAAACGAUGAGCCAUGUUAUGUAGCCGUGCUGCAAGGCUGUUUGUAUAAUAUGAACAAUGUGCAUAUGGUUUCUGCAGGCGUCUCUACUGCAUAGUCUGAUCUGAAAUUGUAUUAAUUUAAAAGUAAAAUAAAAUGUCCUAUUAUAUGGCAUUCAGUCCUAAGUUUGAAGAAAUAUGUUUGUAAGAUCACUUUAAUAAUAAAACACAUUAUAUUCCUAUGAAAGUUAAGCAAAGACUGAUCUAACUUAUUCUGCACAAUCCAACAGUUUAAUUUCUUUGUAGUUUUUUGUUUUUUUAAGCUAUUGUAUUUUGUGGCCCUGCUCUGACCUGACAUGUCUGGAUCCUAGCUUGGUCAUUAAAUGGCAUAUUUUCAUUAUUGAAACCGUAAUUUGUGCGCAUAAGCACCUUAUUCAGCAAGUUAAAUUUAUUGCAAAUAUCAAGAAAUAAUUUAAUAAAGUAAGUGUCAAGCAAAAAACCCAAACAUUUUGUGUUUUUCUUUUUAACAAACAAAAACAAGGUAUGGAGAGACUAUAUAAAGACAAAGACAAUAUCAACCUGGGUGCUAUUCCCCAUUGGUACUCCCUCUAGUACCAACAUAAACAUCAAUAUUAUAUGAUAGAGAAUGCACACCAGAACCAAAUAUAUACCAUAUAUAUACACACACACACAAUUAUUUAAUUCAAGAAAAAGGCUGCCAGUUGGUGCCGAAACGUUGGGGGGUUAUUUUGAUUCGUGUUUCUGCCCUAAUAGGCUUGUGAGAACUCUGGUAAAUUACUACUGUUAAUUUUUCCCUGUUUUUUUGUCAUUUUGUAUAUUUUUUUGUAACAGACAUGUUUAACCAAUUGUUGGUUCAUUAAAUAAUUGUGUGUGUGUAUAAUAUAUAUAAAAAUUAAUUUAUUUUUGGUUCUGGUGUGCAUUCUCUUUCAUAUAAUACACAAGCACAGUAAAGCCUUCUGCAAAUUCCUAGAUGGGAAGAAUUUGGUUGCAGGGAGACUCCAAGUUUGUGGAAACAUGGUGCCGGCUCUGGAACAGCCCUGGGGUAUGGGGGAGUGCCUCAACUCUGAAUCGCAGCAAGGCAAACUACAGUGCUCAACACGCACAUGGGUGCCCAGUCAGGAUAUUGGCUGACUUUCUGAUUUCGAGAGCUGGCUGCCACCUGAAAGAAGUCUCAUGACAAGGACUCUGACCUAGGCGAAAGUAAACCCAGUUGCACACAAGCGACAAAAGUCGUUUUGUUAACACUUUUAUCAUGUUACUCAUUUAUUCUUUCAAGCUGUUGAACCCUCAUACAGUGCUCCUGUUAAUCUUCUUAUUGCAUACUAGUUCAAUAUGCCUUGCUUUUUGAUGCGAUAGACACCAGGCACAGAUACACCCCGGUAUAGUACUCUCAUGUUACUCACGCUACGUUUAUAAGCUGUGAUCAGCUAUAUCUAAUGUAGUGACACGUCUGCGUGCUCUGCCGAUACAGCACUCAUUCUAGCAAAAUGUAAGAUAAGUCUGUUUCUCUUGUCACACAAUAUUUUAUUUCAUAAAAAUGUGCAGUAUUAUCAAAUGCCAUAUGACUGACUUUCUAUAUCUUGAAAUGUUUGCCCUAGCUGUUGGCAUGUCAAGCCUGUUUGCAAUAUCUAUGCACAACCAAAAAAAAAAGAGCAACAAGACUUUAGGUAGGAAAACUGAGUUUGCAUAAAAUAAGAAUUUAUUCCAGUAAAUAUUUGUAUUACAAUUCAAAACCUUUUGUUCCUAUUAGGGAAGCAAUAGACUAAAACCCAAAAAACAUGCCCCCUUCUCCCUCCAAAGUAUGAGAAACCUGUGAGGUUGAUUAUGAACCUCUGAAGGAUGCUAUACCUGAAUGAAAAAAUAAAUGAUAGGAUUAUUAACCCCUUUUGCCAUAGUUACAUUGUUAUUUUUAUUUUUUAGGGACGUACUAUAACACUGGAUCAUUGCUUGCAGCAUUUCAUAUCUACUGAGUUGGUUAAGGAUGUUGUCUGUGAAUUUUGCACCAAAGUAAGUUGUAGUCAUCAAGAAAAUGGUUUUCUAUAUGCUGUUUUAAAUAUGGCAUUGAUAUUAAAUUGUUUGGCUCAUUAUUGGGCAGUGGGAGUAUGAUAGCAGGCUGACAGAGCUUUAGGUUUUAUCUGUGUUUUCCAGCACCUGUCGUAUAUGUCCACCACAUCUCUACUGUGUGGUGUAGUUAGCUCCAUUUAUGUUUGCACGUGAAUGGAAAUAAUGCUUUGUAAUUGGAGGUAUUGGAAAACCUGGGAGUUGGGCAGGUUAAACACUUGUUGCAACUCUGGGAAAGGCAUCAAUUUGCCUUCUUUGCAUACGCUAGCAAUUGAGGUGACCCCCAACCUAUUCCAUAAAUCCAUGGACAGCCAGGGAAAUAUGGCCCCUAAUGCCGUCACUGGUGACCUAGGGUGAAAUUUGUGUCGUAGGCCAUUGUUGUGUUGGAACUGGUCCCACACCCACAGUGUGAUUCCUUCUUAUUUUGUUGUAUAGUGUCUGUUUUUGUUAACCAAUACAAUCUGAAAUAAAAUAAUUGCAAAAAAAAAUCUAUAAAAUUAUAAAUAUCUUUUUCCAGUACGAAAUUUCCAGAUGACAACACCUUAGGCCAGUAUGACUUUUUUAUUUUUUUUAAUUUUUUUAUUUAUUUAAAGGGGUAAUUCUAACUUCGUUUGACACUGAUAUAAAAUUUUAAUUUCACCGCUUUGAAUAUUCUGGAAUUUCACACAAUCGUAGAUAUUAAAUACAACUAGUAGGUUUAUGUGCAUAUGUUUACAGCACCCUGUAUUCUCACCAAUGCAUGUGUUCUAAACAUUUCCAGAUUCAAGCUAAUGAGAGACAUAAUGGGCAAUUGGUGGAAAAUCGGAAGACAACAUUUGUUAAACAGCUGCAACUAGGAAAGGUAAGAGCAUCAUUUACAGCUCUAAUCCUAACUUGGAGUAAAGUAAGAUUAAGCAGAAUGGUUACUAUGACAUCAUAUUGAGUCACAUUUCUUCUGUUCAUUUAUGAGAAAAUAAGAUGUAUAUGGUAAGAUUAGUUUUGUAAAUGGUUGUGCUUUUGUGGCUGGUUGUAGGAAAGAAGCAUGUAACUUCCUUUCCAAUAUUUUGUUUACUCCCUAGCUCCCGCAGUGUCUCUGCAUCCACUUGCAGCGUCUUAGUUGGUCUAAUCAGGGAAGCCCCUUGAAACGCAAUGAGCAUGUUCAAUUUGGCGAAUUUCUGGUUUUAGACAGAUAUAAGUACAGGGUCACCAAAAGUGAAACCUUUUGCCGACCGAGCUGCCAUCAAGCGGAUGCCAUUCAAAAGAUACCAGAGGGACAAGCGGGUAAGUUUGUUAUAGUUUUUCCAACUUCUUAAAAUGACACUGUAGCUAGCAAACAUUUAGAUUUUUCAGCAGAUCUCGCAUGAGAUGCAUUUAUAAAAGUAGUGUGCAUUUAGUACAUAUCAUAAUAAAUUGUACAAUAUGCCAUACAAUCAAAUAAACAUUUCUGUAUUUGCCUGUUGUACAGGAAAUAAAUUUAUGGUAUCCACUUACAAAUUAGUGUUGGUUAUUUUAAUGUUGCAUAAUAGAAUGACAUCAAAUGGAACAAAAAAAGGGUAUGUAAACUUGCUUAAUGUCAUUCUAGACACACACCCCCCCACACACACACACACCCCCCCGUUUACGAACAUAAUGCCUUCUCCGGAACAUUUCUAAUUGCGAAUAAUUUGGAAACUGAAACACGGUUUCCCAUAGGAAUGCAUUGAAAACCAAUUAAUCCGUUCUGGAGGUCAGAAAAAAAGUAAAAAUGAGCUGGUAUGGAAACCAACCCACAAUAAAUAAAAGGCACACCUUUCCACAACUUGAGAAAUGCACCAAAAAGUGCCAAAAGAACUGCAGACCAUUUUCAGAAUGGAUCCAAAACUCUAUGCAAAAGCUACUUCAACACUCAACACCAUGUGCUACCCACAGGCUCCAGCAUGCAAGGGGCGGUGCUAUAAACCUCCCAGGUUCAAUGCAUCCUGGGUAAACUUGCUUUGUAUUGCGAAAAAAAAUUGUAAACCAAGGAUUGUAAAACAAGGUCCCACUAUAUAUAUAUAUAUAUAUAUAUAUAUAUAUAUAUAUAUAUAUAUAUAUAUAUAUAUAUAUAUAUAUAUAUAUAUAUAUAUAUAUAUAUAUAUAAUUUUUAUUUUUUUGUAGUACGGGACAAUGAGCCGAGUUAUAUUAGUGGUGGUGUGCCGAAACAGACAUUAGGGUAGGACUGUAAAAAGAGGGCAAAAGUUUAACACGUUAAUACGUCUUGACAUUCUGUAACCAAUACUAUAAAUGGCUGCCUCAAUUCCCUCUCCAGUUGAGGGAUGCAUCUGGUGAAAACAGAUGAUCUCCCCUAUCCCAGCCAUUGAUGAAGUGCACUGCGAUAUUCCACUAGUGACUGCAGAAGCAGCGCCUAUUCUAAAAUCAUGAUCCGAAAAUGUUGUUUCCAAGUAGUUUUAUCGUAUAAUUUAAGGUUGAAGUGGCAAAAGGAUGUGAACAUUACCAUGGUAUCGAUUUGAGUACAGAUUAAUGAAUAGAAAUUCUGAAGUGAAUUUAUUGAAAAUGAUCAGAGCUCUAGUAUAUGAAUGGUUGGUAUUGGCAGGUCGUGUUGCUUGUGCCAGCAAACUACUGUGGUCAUGUGAUGAGCUAAUACGGUAUGAGGUGCUGAAAUGUUGGAGUUUUAGUAGGUUGAUUGGUAGCUGUGGGCUGAUCGGAAGAGUACCUGAAAUUGUGUAUGAGAGACCGUUUCGUCUGUUGUGACAGCCUGGUAUGUUGACGACCUUGGGUAACCCUUCCCACAACUACAGGCUCUACCUUUAUUUAUAUAUAUAUAUAUAUAUAUAUAUAUAUAUAUAUAUAUAUUCUCUCUCCCCUUUGUCAAAUGCAUAUAGGCUUAUUCACUAAACUAAGGUUUGUGAAGCAUUGGACAGAAAUGACUAAAUUUAGGUUAGAAUAUUGUGAGGUGAAAAAUAUUGAGUUGGCUAUUUUUGUUCUGCAAUUUCCACUUCCCUUUUUAUUAUUUCUCCACCCGUAAUCGUUUAGUGAAAUACUCCAAUAUUGUUUCACAUAAGUGAGAACUAAAGUUGUUACUUGUCAGCAAUACAUGUUAGUAAGACAAAAUACACAACAUGUGUUUGUGUAGUUAAUAAUGCUGAUUUGUUUUUACCAGUCUUUGUCACUUUUCACAGUUUCUGAUGGUCUUCACACUCCCAAGUCUCAAUUCCUAAAUGGAGCCUGUUCUUCCUCAUUACUUUCACAUGAGUUCACAAAUCCACUGGCACCAUUUUCUGAAUGCACGUAAGUUUGUUUAGGAUCCUAAAAAUCAACAUCAUUGAGGCAUCAAUUACAAUUAUUAUUACAGUUACAAAAUAUAUGCAUUACAGAUAUUGGCAGCUGCUGCAACAGUAAAGCGGCAAUAAAAUAAAUAAAUAAAUAAAAAAGCAUCAAAUUGCCUCUCUACAUGCUGUUUGUUUGUUUUUUGUUUUGCAGUACUGCUAAUACAUGAAUUCAUAUAUCAGCCCAGAAUAACAUAAUGUAACACCUAUGUGUGCAGCAGUGUCCUCCACUAAUUCUAUGGAAAGGCUGUAAAGCCCUUAACUAAAGAAUGCAUAUUCUGGUGUUAAAUCCUGUUACUAAUUGGAAAUAUUCAGAUAGCGUGUAUGGAGGGGAAGGGGGAAUAGUGAAUUUCUAUGUACAUAAUAUAAAAACACACUGAAGCUUGGUAUAGUGGUUAUAAUGCUCACCAUUAGAUAUGCUACAUGGAAUAUAUAUUAUAUAUAUAUAAUUUAGAAGUAAAUAUCACUUUUUUUUUUUUCUGUAUGUUUUUAUAACGAACCAGUCAAAUUCCACAGUUUACAUUUCAGUAGUCUUAUAAAACCUUCUUAAUGUUAUUAAAAGAUCAAAAUGGCUUAUUUGUAUUGGAAAUCCACACAAUCUGUUUUAGUGAGAGCAGCCACAUUAGGAGCUGUGAGGAUAAAGGGAAGUAGUUAUUUACUCCACCUGUAAUUAGGAGUUCUCUGCUUUAUACCAAGGCUAAUAGUGCUCAUAAACUGCUAGAUCUAUUUAAUUAAAUAUUAUAACUUAAUGUUUUUCAGCUCCCCCACCUAUCUCUUCCGUCUUAUGGCGGUCAUAGUUCACCACGGUGACAUGCACUCUGGACAUUUUGUAACUUACAGACGCUCCCCUCCUGCAGUUAGGUCCUCAAAGCCGCCUAGCCAGCAGUGGCUAUGGAUUUCAGAUGAUACUGUGCGAAAAGCCAACCUGCAGGAGGUCCUCUCCUCUAGUGCUUAUUUGCUCUUCUAUGAACGGGUCAGGUCCAAGCUGCACUGCCCAGGGCAAGAAUUCUUUUCCGAAUAGUAAGUACAGAAGUUGACGAUGGCUGGGAUGUCAUAGAAAAAAACUUUUAAAGCAGGAAAAUGGUAGUGAUUUCAUGUGUGUCUGUCUGCAAAGAACAAGCAUUUAUUAGUCAUGCUAAAAUUGUUUACAUCUGAAUAUAGAACAUAGCAUUUGUUUCGAACAAUAGGGUACAUUCAUGUUUGCCUUUAUUUUUCAUGUUAUCAAAAUAUUUAUCGUAAUAAUUAGUAUGGUUUACAACGUCUAUCUCUCUGUCCACCUGUGAUUUACCUGUGAUUUUGUAUUUAACACUUAAAACAGGAAUAACAAAUGAAUUAUGUCUUGUGUGGGGUUGGGGGCGUGUUUGCAAAAAAUAGUACCAAAGAUUUGGUCCAGCCAUACACCUGUUGAUGUAUGAAUACACCAAUGAAUUACUGCCAAUGGGGAAACUAAACCAUUUUAAGGGCAAAGUGGGCAAUAUAUAUAUUUAUAUUACAAGACCCAGUUUUGCUCCACUCAGAUAUUAAACAAACACAGGCUGAAUACAGAUUAAGAAGAAAAAUAAAUAUUUUGCAUACUGUGCAAACAGUGCACCUAUACACUUCAAGAAGCUUCUGUGUUCGCUGGGAAGUAAUCUGUCUAAAAAUCCACUGGAGAAUGUCAAGUCUUCUGAAGACAAUGCUUCUAAAAUGUGUUUGGACCACAUGCUCUUUCAUGCUCUGUUUCAACUCUGACAAAUGUGCCACAAAAAAAAAGUUGUUUUUUUUAUGCUGUCUGAAACCUUUUUCUUGUAUAUAAAUGUAUAUAAGAGAUAUAUUUAUUAAUAUCUGGAAAAUUAUAUUUAAUUAGAUGUACUUUGAUUUAUUCGUUUUAAUAUGAUGUAUACCAAUGGUAAUAAAGAUGUUUUGUUGAUUGUUGGUUAAUUAUAGUUGAAAGCAGUUGUAAAUAUUAGUUUUAUUACAGAAACAACAAAAUGUAAUUCCGUAGUUAUGUUUGCAUAUUCACACACUUGCUACAGAAAGGUUGAAUGUGUUGUCCAGAAGCCGUCUGCUCGUGAAAACACUUUAAGCAUGCACCUGAUGGGAUUAAUCACAUUAUGAAUUGUCUAUGAGGGAAUAGGCAUAAAAUGAUAAAAGGUGACAUGACCCCCAAGAGAUGACUAAGUAUAUACAAUAUCUAAAAUUGGUAAAAUUGGCCACGAGCAUUUUUUUUUUUUUACUUUGGGCUGUUACUUGUAUCAAAGCAAUUACAAUCCAAAUUUCACAAACCAUUUCAUUUUUCUGCUGGUAAUGCAGCCCAAGUCAGAAAAUGUCUUAAAGGGAAAUGGUCAUUAUUUUUAUUUCCAAUGUAUAAUUUUUAUUGGUUUCUUACUUUUUUUUGUUUCAUAGACAAAGAUCAGUCAAACAAUUUCAAAUACAGAUACAAGAGGUAUAUGGUCGUAUGACUUAUGUAAGUUAGUGAGUCGGUCAGUGCAACAUCUGGUAUGCGACUGGGAAUGGUUGUACAAUUACAGUCAUAAGUAACAUUUUAAUUACUUGUAACAUGUGAGCAAGGUGCAGUAUAGUGAUUUGCUAGAUAUUUAUUUUGUGAAGCAUUCCUCAGGGUCUUUAUCACGAUAGCAGAAUAAACACUUGGCUGUGGUGUAACAGUGUAAAAUAAAAUUUACAAUGAUACUUUCAAGACAUAACUUCUGGCAAUCAGGUUGAAAGUCCAUAUUUAUUUUGUUUUUAAUAUUACUGAAAAUUAAACAUUCUAAAAUUUAUAACUACAGUUUUAUUUAACAUUUUCUGGCGCACCCUUAUAUUAAACUAUUUUUGAAUGGUUUGACUUCUUACCUGGUGUCCACUGGGCACAGCUCUACACUUUCAUUACCUCCGCUAUAGAGAGCCAGAAGCUCUGUUUAAGAGCUUCUGUUGGCUCUCCUCGACCAAGCCUAGAAAUAGAGGGCCAGCUUAUUGGCUGAGACAGUCAACUGAUUGACCUCUGCACUUAAAAGACCACUAUAGGCACCCAGACCACUUCAGCUUAAUGAAGUGGUCUGGGUGCCAGGUCCAUCUAGGAUUAACCCUUUCUGCUCUAAACAUAGCAGUUUCAGAGAAACUGCUAUGUUUACAUAUGGGUUAAUCCAGCCUCUAGUGGCUGUCUCAUUGCUUUUCACAGUGAGAAGAUGCCAGCGUCCAUUCAGCCGAUGACGGGGAAAGGAGGCGUAGAGUCCCCACUGCCGAGGGAGCCUAGCGGUGGAUAAAAGGUAUGUGUUUAACCCCUUCCUCAUCCUAGAGCCCGGCGGGAGUGGGCCCCUCAGCCUGGGGACGACGACCUAGAGACCCUUUAGAGCAAGGAAAAAGAGUAUGUUUUCCUGGCACUAUAGUGGUCCUUUAAGCCAAGUUUUAUACUGCCACUUAAUUGAAACCUUCCAGCAGUCUGGUUGAUGUUGUGGAAGAGAGAUCUAUAAACCCCAGUUAAGAAGUCAAACCAUUCUGAAACCAUUUGAUUUCUUUCACGCAGGAAAUUAAAUCUUCUAAAUUAAAUACACUGCAAUAAAGGAAGCUAAAAAUAUACACACUCUGUUUAAGGAAGUGUGUAGGGAGGAUAUGUGAGUCACAGCCGGGGAGGUGUGGCCAAGGCUGCAUACACAAAAUCAAAAGUGAUGUUGCACCACUUUAAGUUAUAUAAGAGCGCUUAAUUUGUACAAUAUGCUAUGUAAUUGGAUUGCGGACCUUGGCGUCCUUGUUUACAUCCUAUGCCUACUCAGCCCUGCGUCGUUGUCUGAUCUCAAAUGUAAUUUAUGAAAAAUGGUUUCAUUGUGGACGCUUGUGUAUCCCGCAGUUGUGUUCACUUUAUGCACAGUGACCAAUAAAAUUCUUAUUAACAAAAAAACACAAAA